Danio aesculapii is the source of this 3561-nucleotide messenger RNA. RefSeq names its product rhophilin, Rho GTPase binding protein 2 (gene rhpn2). Gene Ontology annotation, biological process: negative regulation of stress fiber assembly; signal transduction. Gene Ontology annotation, molecular function: protein binding. The transcript is spliced from 15 exons. Bases 147 to 2198 code for a protein of 683 amino acids. The record is from RefSeq and is a predicted model, not a curated record. Lineage: Eukaryota; Metazoa; Chordata; Actinopteri; Cypriniformes; Danionidae.
GUGUGAUUAGGAGAGUUUGGACUACAGUGGAGCAUCAACAGACAUCCGAGAGCCAGGAGAGACACACGCACACCUGUGGAGCUGCGGGAACACACGCGACUUGUGCUCUCUGAAUUUUAUCGAGGCAUUCGGUUGAGCAUUUAGAAAUGACGGACACUCUCAUUCCCAACGGCUGCAAAAGCAACGGACCGGUGGAGAACGGCUACUUCAAAAAGGGAUGUAAUCCAUUUGCUCAGACGGGUCGCAGUAAGCUGCAGAAUAAGAGAGCAGUUCUCAACCAGAAAAUCAUCAAGCAGAUGCGGAUGAGAGCUGGAGCUGAGAACCUUCUCAAGGCGACUUCCAAUAAUAAAGUUCGGGAGCAGGUGGUGCUGGAGUUGAGUUAUGUCAACUCAGAUUUACAGCUUCUUAUGGAACAGCUGGAGGGACUCAACAGCUCCGUGGAAGUUUAUCAGAACGUACAAGAGACAUCCAGCAUCCCGCUCAUUCCUCUGGGACUAAAGGAGACGAAAGAUGUGGAUUUCUCUGUUCCUCUCAAGGACUUCAUCCUGGAACACUACAGUGAAGAUGGCUCAAACUUCCAGAAUCAGAUCGAUGACCUUAUGGACCUAAGACAGGCUUGUCGGACACCCAGUCGCAAUAAUUCUGGUGUAGAUUUGAUUGCCAACUACUUCAGUCAACUUUCCUUCCUGGAGACUCGUUUCUUCUCCCCUACACGUCAGAUUGGCAUUUUUUUCACGUGGUAUGACUCCUUCACUGGCAUGCCUGUGUGCCAGAAUAACAUCUCCCUGGAGAGAGCCAGCAUGCUCUUUAACAUGGCAGCGCUCUACUCACAGAUUGGCACUCGUGCUGACAGACAGACACAAGCAGGACUCGAGGACGCCAUCGCUGCCUUCCAGAAAUCUGCAGGUGUGCUGCACUUUCUGAAGGAGACCUUUACACACACCCCCAGCUAUGAUAUGAGCCCUGCUAUGCUGAGUAUGCUGUUCCGGCUGAUGCUAGCACAAGCGCAGGAGUGCCUGUUUGAGCAGAUCACUCUGCCAGGAAUCCGAAAUGAGUUCUUCAGCCUGCUCAAAAUGGCUCAAGAAGCUGCCAAGGUGGGAGAAACCUACGCUCAAGUGCACCAGUCCAUGAUCGAGACCCCCAUUAAGAGCAACGUGCCCUUUUUCUGGACCACCAUGUCCCAGCUCAAGAUCAAUCACUACGACUCGUUGGCCCAUUACUUUGUGUCCACCGCUCUGCUAGACCACCAGUUGAACCCCAGUGAUGAUGAGGACAAGCAAGAGAAGGCUCUCUCACAGCUGUAUGAUGCCAUGCCAGAGGGACGCUCUCCUCUUGACAUUCUGAAGAACAAGGAUGAGAGACGGAGGAUAGGUAAAGCUCAUCUACAGCGCUCCAUCAUGGGACACGAAGAGGCUAUCCGCACACAUUGUCGCUGUCGACACCUGCAAAAACUGGACAUCCUGAGUGACAUCCUGCACGCUAGCCUCAAUCGCUCUCUCACUAAGUUUGAACAAAAUGACAAGGAAGACGAGUUCACAGACUACAUGCUUGCACCAGAUAUUAUCUCUAAAACGGAAAAGAAAGCUGAGAUGGAGAUUCCAGCGGCCACCAAGGUGAAAGUCACAGACCUUUUCCAGCGGCUGGGGCCUUUGUCAGUGUUUUCAGCGAAGCAGAGGUGGACGGCCCCACGCACCAUCAGGCUCAUACUGCAGGACAGAGACCUCGGGUUUACGCUCAAGGGAGAUGCACCCGUUCAGAUACAGUCACUCGACCCCCUUUGUCCCGCAGCGGCCGAUGGACUGAAAGAGGGCGAUUACCUUGUUGCUGUGGGCGACACCGAUUGUAAAUGGAUGGGAGUGAGUGAUGUCAUGAAGCUUUUAAAGGAUGUGGAUGAAGAGGGCAUCAACAUCAGGGUGGUCAGCAUGAUGGACAGCAGCAGCCAACCAAUGGCGACCAAGAGUGCGACAUACUGCGGCGGCCUGUCCAAGACAUACUCCAUGAUCUGCCUGGCACACGAUGAGGAUGAUAAAAACCCCAAGUCUCGCAAGGUAGCAAAGAAACCAUCAUUCCUCAGCUGGGGUCUCAAGAACAAGAAGAGCAGCAGCACGCUGAGUCUCCCUAACGCAGAUUACAGCAGGCCCUGGAACAGACCCUCAACCAACUACUCCAACUCGCAUCACGAAAGCGCCCUCUACUAAAACAAACAAAACUGCAGUCGGAAAAGAGGGAGAGCUUUGUAGAGAGAUUAAAACUAAUGUACAUUUUGCACGGACUUAAAAAAAAAACAGGUGUAAGCUAUUCUUUUAUUCCUUCAGUAGUCUAAUAGUCUUAGAAAAUCUCACCAGUAAAUUAAAGGUGUUUUUAAUGAAUCAGAUUAAAAACACUACAUGUAUGCUGCUCAAAAUAUUUGAUUCUACUUGUGUUAAAUGGCUAAAUGAAGGAUUUUUCUUUUGUUUUUUUAAAUUAGUGGCAUAGACAGGCAUCCUCUUUAAAUUUGAUUGAGGCUAGUAGACUGACUGUGGUGAUCUAGCAUCAUCGUGACGAAACUGAAUCCUGUGUUGAUCACUCUAGAAAAACAGAACAUGGGUGAGGAUAGUGAACGGAUUAUGGACUUGGAAUGUAUAAACAACAAACAGUCAUAUAUAAUUGUCUGUGUUUCUAAAGUAUUUACAUACACUGAAGGGAAAUGUUACGAUGGGCUGUGUGAGUGACAUAAGGUAUUGCCAAAUUCAAGCAAGACGAAUAGAAAGUCUAGUGAAACCAAUUUUUAUUUAACUUUUAUUUCACGUGUUUUACCUAGCACUACUUCAGUGUUGGAAUAUUUCACUGUCUACAAAGUAGAUUUUUUUUAUACACAUUUGAUAAUCAAAUAAUUUAUAUUCAAAAUAAAGAGAAAAAAAAUAUCUAUAUAAACGUAUGUAUUCAUUUUAAGUAUUGGAAUUAUUUACUGUAGGUUUUAUAUUGUGAAGCCUGAUGUAUAUAAUCAUGGGUUGUUGCUUUUUUUGUUUUUGGCUACAUGUUUAUCUGUUACUCCAUGUGCGUUCUUCUUUAAGUGUAGCAUUUUAAUAUAUUUUUUGACAAUAUUUAACCAUUUGCUUGAUGAAAACACUGCCUUUUACAGUGGUCAAAAGGACAAAAGCUUUUAAAAUGCCACAGUCUACACUGACAGUCUUAUUUAACCAUGGACCUCCGCUCCUCACUUGUAAAUACUUCAUUAUUGUCUGUGAAUGUAUCCUUAAAUUUGUGUUUCUUCACGUGCCACUUGGAAGUAUAAUGACACUGCUCUGACAGAAUGUUCAUAAUCUGCUUGCAUGCUAAUGAUUCUUUGAAAUUUAAUAUCUUUUUCUUCAGAGUCGAGCCAGAAUCUGCAUCAGUGCCCUAAAUUCUACCGCUGUUACAUGAUGUUAACAUGAUAAAGCAGAUUUGUCGAUUAGUUGCUCUUGUGUCUACAGUUUAUGCGGAUUACCAGUGGGAUAUAUCUGAUGAAAUGUCUGAACAAUGAUGAAAUGUUGCCUACUUUUUAUGUUUUAAAUGUUGAUUUAAAUAAAAUAAGGGGUCAAA